Molecule: messenger RNA, 1764 nt
Organism: Tigriopus californicus
Lineage: Eukaryota; Metazoa; Arthropoda; Copepoda; Harpacticoida; Harpacticidae
Exons: 7
Coding region: 9-1304 (431 amino acids)
Source: RefSeq, a predicted model, not a curated record
CUUCAAAAAUGCGAAGGAGCAUCAUCACUAGAUUGUUGGUCCUGAUUUGGGCGAUCAAUCCAAGUUAUGGGUUUAAAUUUGAGACUUGGGCACCAUCUAUUCAUCACAUAUUGGAACAGGAAACUACUGGAUGUGUUAUCCUCUCCAAUGGAAGGCUUCCCGUCGCAAUGAUCCCAAUCCAAGCUCAGCGCUUGGACAUUUCGAAUAGCAACUCUUUGUCUUCGGACAUGGUUCUAAGUUUACUCCGAGGGAUUUCUUGCCUGACGGUGAUUGAUCUCACUCUUGAUAAAGAAAUUAUGGAGAUCGUGACCAAACCGGAGGUAAAUAAAGUUGUCAUCAUAACCAAAGAGCCAAGGGAGAAAUUGCCUGAGAUCUUGAGGAACAAAGCCCAGGUCUUCAAACUGAGUGCGAAGCAGGAGAACGAGAUAUUUUUUGAAAUUUGGCCGCCUGCCUCAACCAAUCCAUUUAUCAACAUUUGGAAACAAAGUCAGGAGAUCUUCCUGAGACACCCUUUAACUCUAAAUCCACACCCUCUGAAUGGAGUGACCUUGAACUUGAUGUCUGUAUAUCCUGAUGUGCUUCCUCCGAUGGAAAUCAUGAUAAUGGACACUCUUAAAAGGAAGUACGGAUUCAAGAAAAUGACUGUGAUUGUCCCUCUGGAUGACUAUGCUUUAAGUAUUUCUAAAUAUCCUUCGGUCUCCUUGGACGAAUUAAAGGCGAAUAUUUACGACGAUUGCCAACAUAAGGAUUUAUUUGACGCCAUCAAAGUUCCACCCGCCGAUUUCAAAGAAGGAAUUGAACAAUAUGAGUAUUACUUUUAUUCCUGGGGAUGGGCUUGUCAAGGUUUUGAACCGACCUUGAUCAAUUGGAUCAAUUCUUCAUCAAGCGAAUGGGAUCAGAAGCUCGACACAGAGUUGCUCACAGGUCAGGCUCACUUUUCAAUUGGAUUUUUGACUCUUCAAAAUGAAGCUUUAAGUAAUUUGGUUUCAAGAUCAAUUUCUUACGCCAAUUAUGAUGAACAUGCCAUUACUCGAACUCCCCAACCCACUCAAAACCUCUUGAACCUAUUGCAAGUAUUUGAUUUGGCCACUUGGAUAGCUUUGGCCUUGGCACUAUUGUUCUUCUCCAUUUUAAUCUUUGUCUUUAUUAGGGUGUAUAACUCCUUGGAUGUUGUUCAAUGCCAAAGAGCCAAGUUCGCAGACGUCUUUAUUAUCAUAUUCAGUGGAUUCACCGAGCCAGAUCCAGUUCCUUGGUUCAGCAAACAAUGUAAAGGAGGUAAAAUUGAAACGCUAGCCUUUUUUUAAGAUUUUUUUUCAAAUCCUUUUGGUACCAUGCCGAAGAAAUGGACACCGAAUUCAUGGUAAUGAGAGACUGAAAGUAGACUUUGAAAGUUCUCACUUUGGUUUAAGCAGUUUCUGCGAAACAGGACAUUCAAGAAUUCAGUUGUUCUCGACAGAAAGUACCUUUUUCAAACAAUGACCUACCACGGUGUGAUUUCCGUCCCCAGCGAACGUUUUUAUGUAUUGUGAAAGCCUUGUAGAGCUAGAAACAUGAAAGUGAAGAGCACGAGUUCCCAAAUAGGCUUUUUAGUGGACUUUUAAAAUGCGUCUUCUUGGAGUUCAAAUUUUUACCAUAGCAUUUUUACCUGUUGCAUUUUUCAUUUACUUCUGUGUUUACAUAUCCUUACCAGUCACUCAAAUGGCAUUGUGUUUUAGAUGUUUGGGAGGGAAAGUGCUUCUAGUAUUUCCUUGUUGUAUGAUUUGG